CGUGUUACUUACUUUAGUCAAAAAGUUCUCAAGGCCGUGCAUUCUCCACCAUAAUAUUCAUUCUACUUCCUUCUCAUGAUCAUUUCUGCAGAUGUCAUUUGUUUCGCUGCGUCAAGCAGCAUUCACUUUUGGUCGUCAGAGGAGUAUAGGAGCACGGCUACGCUUACCAAUCAGAACAGUACAAUCAAGACAAUUGUCCUCCCACAAUGUUUUGGACACGCUAGAAGAACGUGGUUUAUUACACCAAGUAACAGCUCCCAAUUCACUUCGUACCCAUCUCAAUGAUCCUCAAUCUCCACGAAGCAUCUACGUGGGAGUGGAUCCAAGUGCAGAUAGCUUGCAUGUAGGCAACCUUCUCCCAUUACUAGCCGCACUUCAUUUCGUCAGACAUGGUCACAAAGCUGUAAUCUUGAUAGGAGGAGCGACUGGAAGCAUUGGAGAUCCAUCAGGCAGAAGCACAGAACGACAAUCACUGUCUAUCGAGGCUCUGAAUCACAACGUAAAUCGUAUCACUCAACAAGUACAACAAUUCUUCCAAAAGGCGAGGGAGUAUGGUAAUACCCACCACUUGAAAGAUCUAUCAGACAAAAGCUUGGAGGAUCGGAUAAGUGUCGUCAAUAAUGCUACAUGGUACGAAGGUGUUGGUAUUCUAGACUUUCUGCGUGAGGUAGGCAAACAUGCAAGAAUCACCUCUAUGCUGGCAAGGGACAGCGUCAAAUCACGCUUACAGCCCGACAAAGACGGUCAUCGUCAAGAUGGAUUAUCCUUUACCGAAUUUUCUUAUCAAUUGUUGCAAGCGUAUGACUUUAGCGUUUUGCAUAGGCAGCCAUGGGGAUGUACGGUCCAGUUGGGUGGCUCAGAUCAGAUGGGCAAUAUAAUGGCAGGUGUUGAUCUGAUCAGAAGACAGAAAGCAUUGACUACUUCAGAGUCAGAAGUGAAUAUCGAGGAGGACGAUAUCGCCAAAGAUCAACAAUUACCUGCAUACGGUCUCACUUUACCUUUAUUGACCACUGCUUCAGGUGCCAAAUUUGGAAAGAGUGCAGGCAAUGCGGUUUGGCUGGAUGUUGAAAAGUGCUCUCAUUAUGACUUUUUCCAAUACUUUUAUCGUGCAAGAGAUGACGAGGUAGGACUUUAUCUCAAAACUUUGACCCUACUGCCUUUGGAAAAGGUACAAAGUAUCCUAAAUGCACAUGAUCAAGAUAAAUCGAAGCGACUCGCUCAACGUGCACUGGCAGAACAUUUGACAGAACUGAUUCGAGGCUCAAAAGCAUUGCAAGAUGCCCAAGUUGCAACCAAGGUAUUAUUUGAGACAGAAUUAUCUGGACUGACUACGGAAAUGGUAUGCAAUGCAUUUGCAAACGAUGAAAGGCUCAAGACCAUUAAAAGUGAAGAAGUGAUGGGAAUUGAUUUAUCUCGGUUGCUUUCACAGAUUGGAUUGAUCAAAACACGUUCAGAAGCCAAGAGAGCGAUUGCAAAUGGUGGUGUGUAUAUCAAUAAUAUUCCUAUUCGUGAUCAAUCGCAAACUUUGUCACCAUCAGACUGUAUCCAAGGUACGAAUAUCGUUAUCCUUCGUUUCGGCCGAACGCAACAUGCAAUCCUACAAAUCGUUGAUUGAGUUGAUGGCUUCCUGUACAAUAUUGUAACUUUAUAAUGCACAAUUACACUCUAAAAAGCAACUGUGCGCGUCUAAACCGUUGCUUGCUUUUCUAUUUCCGUUGACAGCCUGGCUCUCAUUAGCGGAUUAAAAGUGCAAUAACAAAGAAAAGUUCAUAAAGUCUUGGCGUGCAUGAGGCACUUUUACAGAGAGGACGGAACAGUUACGGAGGCCGUUCUCAUAAUAACAAAAAUGGUCACAUUCAAGGGUGAAGUGAAAAUAUUCAUUUCCAUUCCAUGGCUCU
Messenger RNA from Meira miltonrushii, 1898 nucleotides. RefSeq names its product tyrosyl-tRNA synthetase. Gene Ontology annotation, biological process: tyrosyl-tRNA aminoacylation. The coding region runs from base 92 to 1615 and encodes 507 amino acids. Gene Ontology annotation, molecular function: RNA binding; ATP binding; tyrosine-tRNA ligase activity. Gene Ontology annotation, cellular component: cytosol; mitochondrion. The transcript has a single exon. The record is from RefSeq and is a predicted model, not a curated record. NCBI's taxonomy places the organism in Eukaryota, Fungi, Basidiomycota, Exobasidiomycetes, Exobasidiales, Brachybasidiaceae.